UGAAACCUAAAAAGGAGCAGAGAGCUGUGAGGGUAGGGUCACAGAAGGGUAUAUAGACCACCGCCCGUGUUACGCCUCCAGCUUUUACCCUCUGUGGAUGCUACUGUGUUAUUCUGCGUAUAGACCACCAGACCAAAGCAACCAUGACUUUCUACAGACACUCAGGCCCGAGGCACUACGUGAGCGCCACCAUGACAGACCGCUUUGACUGCUACUAUUGCAGAGACAACCUGCACGGAAAGAAGUAUGUGAAGAAGGAGGACAAGCACGUGUGCACCAAGUGUUUUGACAAGCUCUGUGCCAACACCUGCGCUGAGUGCAAACGUGCCAUCGGAGCUGACGCCAAGGAGUUGCACCAUAAAAACCGCCACUGGCACGAGGAUUGCUUCCGCUGUGCCAAGUGCUACAAGCCCCUGGCCAAUGAGCCCUUCUGCGCCCGAGACGAUGGCAAGAUCAUGUGUGGCAAGUGCAGCUCACGGGAGGAUGGCAACCGCUGCCAGGGCUGCUACAAGGUGGUCAUGCCAGGAUCCCAGAAUGUGGAGUACAAGAACAAAGUGUGGCAUGAGGAGUGUUUCACUUGUUUUGAAUGUAAGCAGCCAAUCCGCACGCAGAGCUUCUUGGCUAAAGGAGAUGAUAUCUACUGUGCUCCAUGCCAUGACAAGAAGUUUGCCAAGAAGUGCUACCACUGCAAGCAGCCCAUCACCUCUGGAGGCAUCAGCUAUCAGGACCAGCCCUGGCAUUCAGAGUGUUUCAAGUGCAGCACCUGCAGUAAGCCCCUGGCAGGGACUCGCUUCACCUCUCAUGACAACCAUGUUUACUGUGUCGACUGCUACAAGACAGAUGUGGCCAAGAAAUGCCAUGGUUGCAAGAACCCAAUAACAGGUUUCGGCCAUGGCACAAACGUGGUCAACUAUGAGGGCUACGCCUGGCAUGAGCACUGCUUCAACUGCAAGAAGUGCUGCCUUUCUCUGGCCAAUAAGCGCUUUGUCAUCAACGGCGACCACAUCUACUGUCCCGACUGUGCAAAGAAACUGUAAAUCUGACCAUAGCCCUGAUCAUGCAGAUGGCAAUGGUAGUCUUGCUUUAUUAAAUGUAGACUGGCAUAUUUAGACAGAACUCAGUAGCUUGAAGCAUAUGUAUACAUUAUGUAAAUAGAAUAUUUUGCAGUGUAUUAAUUUUGUCUAUCCAGAUUGCAAAUGAAACCAAAGCUAGAGAGCAGAUGCUAUGCUACAGCAAUUUAAGCAUGCCAGCUAUAAAGAAUCACUGCCUCUGAAUGUUACCAUGCCGUAAAGGAUUAAAUCAAAUGUUCAGAUGUUUCUCUCCAAAAAUAAAGAAAUGGCAAAGUA
Molecule: messenger RNA, 1346 nt
Organism: Periophthalmus magnuspinnatus
Lineage: Eukaryota; Metazoa; Chordata; Actinopteri; Gobiiformes; Gobiidae
Gene: fhl1a
Product: four and a half LIM domains 1a
Exons: 6
Coding region: 144-1037 (297 amino acids)
Biological process (GO): muscle organ development
Molecular function (GO): transmembrane transporter binding
Source: RefSeq, a predicted model, not a curated record